AUGGCCGCGCCGACACAAGUGGUGGUUGUGCCUAUUCCAUUCUCCGAAAGCUAUCUACAGCAACUCACUGAACUGGUUCACGACUGUGAAGUAUUGACUCAAGGCGGCUAUGUAGUCGAGCCUCUGAAAUUGUCCGAGGUCGAGAGGAAGAGGCGUUGUGCUCGGUGCUUCCGCUCUCUAUUUAAACACCAAGGAAAAGGAAAGGAAAAGUUUAAGAAUAAGAAUAAGAAGCAUCAGCUACUCAAGGACACAGUAGACGCCGCAAAAGCUGCCAUGAAGAACGGGGCCUCGUCAGACCCCACCUCCCUUGAUCCCGCCAUCGCCUCGCUCAACUCGUUACUUGUGCCCUCGCAGCCCGCUGUGUUGACUCUCACACCUCCCCGCCGCCCAAGACACCGAAGAAAGAAGGUGCCAAGGCGUGCCGUUUCCACGAUGGACAGAUUGUUCGCGGGGCCUUGCCAGGCCGCCGAACAACACCAGCCAUCCGACCAUUCUAUCCAGUGGCUACUUGCACAGUGGCACUACUACCCAACACCCACCUUAAGCCCUUGGCGGCUAUCGCAGCUUCGCCACGCCGUUACCUUGGACUGCGAGUUUGGCGUUUCCGCAACCGGCGACUCCGAGCUGAUUAGUCUCGCUGUGGUAGACUACUUUUCAGGCCAAGUUCUCAUCAAUCAGCUUGUCUUCCCAAAGGUGCGCAUGCUCCACUAUAACACGCCAUUUUCUGGCGUUCGGUAUUCCGACCUGGAGCUCGCAAAACGCACGGGAAAAUGUUUCCGCGGGAGAGACGAGGCAAGGAACGCGCUCUACUCAUACGUCGGUCCGGACACUAUCAUUAUUGGCCACGCGCUGCAUCAGGAUCUCUCAUCGAUGAGGCUGAUCCACAAGAAGGUCGUAGACACCCUGAUACUUGAGCAGAACAUAGCCGAGACUUGCCGCAUCGACACUGUCAAGGUUGGGAAGGUUGAUGAAGAGCCCGGGAACGAGGAUGGUGGUGCCACCCUAGAUGGGACGAAGCCUGAGAAGAAGCCCGAGCAGCGGAGAUCAGGCAGCCUGACCCUCAAGGCUCUCGCCCGUGAUCGGCUAGGCCGGGAGAUUCAAAUUGGUAGUCACGAUGCUCUGGAAGAUACCAUUGCAACGCGAGAUCUAUGCCAUUGGUACAUGGUCAAUGUCGUUGGAAAGAUGCAACCGGUCGGAUCUAUUGAAGCUAAGACUAAAGCUAAAGGGGGACAGUCUCAGCUUGAGGACUCGCCCUUAGGUGAUGGCCCAUCCGCGCUUGUCGGGAACAGUGACGUGUGA
Parascedosporium putredinis is the source of this 1299-nucleotide messenger RNA. NCBI's taxonomy places the organism in Eukaryota, Fungi, Ascomycota, Sordariomycetes, Microascales, Microascaceae. The record is from the annotation of a GenBank genome assembly.